Molecule: messenger RNA, 285 nt
Organism: Torulaspora globosa
Lineage: Eukaryota; Fungi; Ascomycota; Saccharomycetes; Saccharomycetales; Saccharomycetaceae
Gene: TIM10
Product: protein transporter TIM10
Exons: 1
Coding region: 1-285 (94 amino acids)
Biological process (GO): protein insertion into mitochondrial inner membrane
Cellular component (GO): mitochondrial inner membrane
Source: RefSeq, a predicted model, not a curated record
AUGUCUUUCCUGGGUUUCGGAGGCAAUGCUCAACCACAACUUUCUUCGCAACAAAAAAUUCAGGCUGCCGAGGCAGAACUAGACCUUGUCACUGAUAUGUUCAACAAAUUGGUAGAUAACUGUCACAAGAAGUGCAUCACUGCGGCAUACAGCGAGGGCGAACUGAAUAAGAACGAGUCCAACUGUCUAGACAGAUGUGUUGCCAAAUAUUUCGAGACCAAUGUCAAGGUCGGCGAGCAUAUGCAACAGAUGGGACAACAUUUCAAUGCUGCUGGCAGAGUCUAG